UUUUAAAGCGCGAGACGGCAUAAGCGCUGUCACUUUUGAUGCUGAACGAGACAGGCUUACGAGUUCCCGUCGUCUCGUUCAUUUGUCCCCCUUUUCGUUUCCCCUUUUCACCUCGUCGACAACCCAUCAUCCUUUAAUUUCUUCUUCUUUUUUUUUUUUACAUCGUACCGUCACUUACACAGCCUCUUAUCGACAUGUACCGUUAUUUCGGGGAGCUACUGAUGCGCGGAGCGGGCAACGCUCUGGCCUCGGGAAGUGUCGAAUCCGCUCUGCCGGCUUCCUCGUCUUUACUGAGGGUGCGUCACUACAGCGAUGCCGCAAACACGGAAGACGACCCGAACUUCUUCAGGAUGGUGGAGGGCUUCUUCGACCGAGGCGCUGCUAUCGUCGAAAACAAGCUGGUGGAGGAUAUAAAGACCCGGGAGACACCGGAGCAGAAGAGAAACCGUGUGCGGGGAAUCCUCCGGAUCAUCAAACCCUGCAACCACGUCCUGAGCGUGUCCUUCCCCAUCAAGAGAGACAACGGAGAAUGGGAGGUUAUCGAGGGUUACAGGGCGCAACACAGUCAACACAGAACUCCCUGCAAAGGGGGUAUCCGAUACAGCAUGGAUGUGUCUGUGGAUGAGGUUAAAGCUUUGGCCUCUUUGAUGACAUACAAAUGUGCUGUUGUGGAUGUGCCGUUUGGUGGAGCUAAAGCUGGAGUGAAAAUCAACCCCAGGACUUACUCUGAUAAUGAGUUGGAGAAAAUCACAAGAAGAUUCACCAUUGAGUUGGCCAAAAAGGGAUUCAUUGGACCUGGCAUUGAUGUACCCGCCCCUGACAUGAGCACCGGUGAGAGAGAGAUGUCCUGGAUUGCUGACACCUAUGCUAACACUAUUGCCCAUACUGAUAUCAAUGCCCAUGCCUGUGUGACUGGUAAACCCAUUAGCCAGGGUGGUAUCCAUGGGAGAAUCUCAGCCACUGGACGUGGUCUUUUCCACGGCAUUGAGAACUUCAUCAAUGAAGCCUCCUACAUGAGCAAGCUGGGCCUGACCCCUGGAUUUGCUGACAAAACCUUUAUUAUUCAGGGUUUCGGUAAUGUGGGUCUGCAUUCCAUGCGUUACCUUCACCGUUACGGUGCCAAAUGUGUGGGAAUUGCUGAGAUUGAUGGUAGCAUCUGGAACCCCAAUGGCAUGAACCCCAAAGAGCUGGAGGACUACAAACUGCAACAUGGCACCAUUGUGGGCUUCCCCAACUCUCAGCCCUACGAGGGAAACAUUCUGGAAGCACAGUGCGAUAUCCUCAUCCCUGCUGCUGGAGAGAAACAGCUGAACAGAAAGAAUGCUCACAAUAUCAAAGCUAAGAUUAUUGCCGAGGGAGCUAACGGUCCCACUACACCAGAUGCUGACAAGAUUUUCUUGGAAAAGAACGUCAUGGUCAUUCCAGACAUGUAUCUGAAUGCUGGAGGUGUGACAGUCUCCUACUUUGAGUGGCUGAAGAACCUGAACCAUGUCAGCUAUGGCCGCCUGGCCUUCAAAUACGAGCGGGACUCCAACUACCAUCUGCUCAUGUCUGUGCAAGAGAGUCUUGAGAGGAAGUUUGGAAAGCAGGGUGGCCCCAUCCCUAUCGUCCCCACAGCUGAUUUCCAGGCCCGAGUAGCUGGAGCCUCUGAGAAGGAUAUUGUGCACUCUGGUCUUGCCUACACCAUGGAGAGGUCGGCCAGGCAAAUUAUGCGCACAGCGAACAAGUACAACCUGGGAUUGGACCUGAGGACAGCAGCCUAUGUCAACGCCAUUGAGAAGGUCUUCAAGGUGUACAAUGAGGCUGGACUAACCUUCACAUAAGUGACCUGAAAUUCCCUCUGCAAAAAGAAGACAAAAACAUCCAUUCUCUCUUGAUUCUCCCUCCACAAUCUUUUUAACAGAUCAGAGUUUACAUCAGGCAAACCCCACAAAAUCCCUCCUUUAAUAUAAUGUCAUCACUCUGUCAUAGUCCAAAAGCACCAUCCUCUUGAUUUUUCAAGAACUCUAAAGCUGUUUAUUAUAUACUGAGACUGCAGGUUUUACCACUUUGCUGUACACUUUUUAGCCUAAAGUCUCAAAACAGAAUAAAUCCGGUUUCUCAAGGAUCUCUUGUUAAAAUUUUUAUUUUGUCCCUGAUUUUUGUAUUGAUCUGUGGUUAAAUAAUGUGGUCCUUUGCAAAAAUGCAGCUGUAGCACUCAAUUUUAAAUGUAUGUUGUGUUGUCCUGACCUUGCUUCCUCUCACAACAUUCAACUUGUGUUUUUGUCAUUUAGCGGUAAGUUUUAUUUUUUCUUAAUGUUUGUGGUUGUAAACCAUUUAAAUUGUUAUCAAAACCAUAAUGAAAGACAGCCCAAACAUGCCUUACACCUGUGAGCAAUUUUAUACUCUGAAAAAUUACAUUUUGUCAUUGUAAUUCAUGCAGUACAUCACACAAAGAGAAACCCAGCCAUUGUUUUUGUCUCCUCAGUGUUUUCUCCUAGAUAUAUAAUUAAUUUCUUGCUCAAAUUGUGCAGCACAUUUUGAUAAAGAUUUUGUUUGUAUCAAUGUGAGUCUCUGUCCCCAUAGCUUGUAAAGAUCUGUUCUGCUAGGUGUAAAUGUGUGGCGAAUGUUAAACCUAGAGGACCCGGCGCACUUAGCUAUGCUUAAACGCGAGCAUGCAUAUCUGAAACUUAAGUCUUGGAAAUGUAUAAUGCCUUUUUUGUUGAGAAUAAAAGAA
Molecule: messenger RNA, 2716 nt
Organism: Xyrauchen texanus (razorback sucker)
Lineage: Eukaryota; Metazoa; Chordata; Actinopteri; Cypriniformes; Catostomidae
Product: glutamate dehydrogenase, mitochondrial-like
Exons: 13
Coding region: 195-1823 (542 amino acids)
Biological process (GO): L-glutamate catabolic process
Cellular component (GO): mitochondrion
Molecular function (GO): L-glutamate dehydrogenase (NAD+) activity
Source: RefSeq, a predicted model, not a curated record